AUGAGAUUCUUCCCAGUGUUAAGACAAGCAGCUAGAAUUCCAAAUGUUCUCGUUCAAAAUGCUACACACAAAGGUUAUCCAACUGGUUUGGCUGGUCUUCAAUCCCACCCUGACCCAAGACCUGCUUUAAUUUCAAUUUAUAAGUUUACAUUAGAUUAUUUAAAGGAAAACUUUCCUAAAAACUCAGUUUACAGACAAUCCACUGAAAAUUUCACCAAGAAAAGAUUGGAGAUUGUUGAAGGAAAUGAAAUAGUUGAGAAAAUUGAAACUCAAAUUAACGAUGGUUUAAUCGAAGAACUAGUAAUUAACGCUGCCAAUGAGUUUGAAUUAGCACAAUUGCUAGCUAAAGAAAAAUGUUGGGAAGAGUUGCAAGAAAAACCAUUGCCUGAUCAAUGGACAUAUUUUGGCAAAGAAAUAUAA
This is a messenger RNA of Ascoidea rubescens DSM 1968, 420 nucleotides long. RefSeq names its product complex I NDUFA5 subunit family protein. Gene Ontology annotation, biological process: respiratory electron transport chain. NCBI's taxonomy places the organism in Eukaryota, Fungi, Ascomycota, Saccharomycetes, Ascoideales, Ascoideaceae. Bases 1 to 420 code for a protein of 139 amino acids. The transcript has a single exon. The record is from RefSeq and is a predicted model, not a curated record.